AUGAAAGCAUUGAACGUGCUUCUCGGCCUUGCUUGCUCUGUGGCAGCGGCGCCUCCAGCUGUUCAAGCCGAAGUCCGGAGCGCAGCCUCUCAGGGCUACUGGUACGAAAAGAUCAAACACAAUGGUAUCAGUCCGUUCAUUCCCGGCGGCAAGAACUGGACCGUCUUCCGAAAUGUCAAGACCGACUUUGGCGCGAUUGGCGACGGUAAAGCCGAUGACACGAGCGCGAUUCAGGCCGCUCUGGACUUUGUGUCCGCAGACGGCAACCAAACUAGACGCGAUGGGGGUUUCGGUACCACGGGUGCCCCGGCAGUGGUCUAUCUUCCCAGCGGCACGUAUCGUCUCUCCAAGCCAAUACACUCUUACGUCCAGACAGUCGUCGUGGGAGACCCAACGAACAUGCCGAUCCUACAAGCAGCACCCGACUUCCCCGUGUCAGAAAAGUUCCUUUUCUACGGCUUCGACUCAAACUACGACUCGACCAUCAACUUUUACAUCGGCUUGAGAAACGUGGUCCUCGAUUCGACGCUCGUGCCGCCUUCACAGAACAUCACGCUGCUGGAUUGGGCAGUGAGCCAGAAUGUGCAGCUGAGCAACGUCGUUUUCAGCAUGGCAAAGGGAGGAACGGCGCACACCGGGUUGUCGAUGCCUGAGGGCGGUUCGCCCCUGAUGAUGAACGACCUGGUGUUCGAGGGCGGCUCGGUCGGAAUACGAAUGAACGAGCAGCAGUAUCACUUCAAGGGACUUACAUUUAAAAACAUGGACAUUGGUCUCAAAUUGGACAAGCUGUUCGAGGGCACCGGCCAAGGACUGCGAUUCGAAUCAUGCAAGGUCGGAAUCGAAACAACGAACAAUAACACGGGGUUCUUUGCCCUCAUUGACUCGAGCGCGUCUGAUGUCGGUAUUCUCUGGAACUCGGCUGGAUCGUCCACCGCGCAGGGUUCCAUGGUGCUGGAAAACGUGCGGGUGGACGGCUCCGUCAAAUCGACCGUUACCGCUGCGGGCAAAAUUAUUCUCACGGGCUCUGUCAAGCCCGGACAAUCUUGGAUCUGGGGCAACGUGUACGGCCCUGUCGAUGGAAAGCGCGCAGAAGGCAAGUUUUACGCGUCAUCUCGCGCGGCGUCGCUCGUUGAUGCGUCUGGAGCGUACCAUACCAUCAAGGGACCUACCUUUGAGGAGUACGGCGUGUCCAAGGUGGUCAAUGUGAAGAGUGUCUGUGGAUGGAAGGUUGCUGGUGACGGCGUCACCGACGACACGAAGAGCUUGCAGCACAUCAUUAAUGCUGCUGCUGGCAAGAAGGUUCUGUUCUUUCCCCACGGCACGUACCUUGUCAGCGAUACUCUUCUGAUUCCACCCGGAACAAGGAUCCACGGUGAAGCAUGGUCGGAAAUCAGUGCCACUGGUGACAAAUUUAAAGACGCCAAUCAUCUCAAGCCGCUCGUGCAGGUCGGCCUCCCCAGGAGCACUGGCGUUGCCCAAUUCGUCGACAUGCUGUUCACGGUUGCCGACAUCCUCCCAGGCUGUAAGUUGGUGGAGGUCAACAUGGCAGGCGGGCGCCCAGGCGACGUGGGCUUCUGGAAUACGCACUUUCGCAUUGGCGGCGCCCGAGGGUCCAAGGUCCAGACUCAAUGCAGCGACCCGGCAACAUGCCGCGCAGCGCGAAUGUGUGCGCAUCUCACAGCCACGUCGUCCUCGUACUGGGAGAACAGCUGGUGUUGGAGCGCCGACCACGACCUGGACGACGACAACGCAGCGAACCCAUCUACUGCUGGCGGCUUCCUGGUUGAGUCUGUCAAGGGCACGUGGCUGCUCGGCAUCGGGACAGAGCACAACGUUUUGUACCAAAUGAAUAUUCAUAAAGCGCAGAAUGUCUUUCUGGGUUUCCAGCAGAGCGAAACGCCGUACUGGCAAGGCAACAACUCUGGGCUCCUGGCGCCGCGACCUUGGCAAGACUCACUGCUUGAAAGCGAUCCAGACUUUAGCUGGUGCGCUGAGGACGAUGCGCAGUGCCGGAUGGGCGUGUACCAGUACGUCACCAAGUCCAGGGACGUGAGCAUUUACGGUGGUGGGUACUGGACGUUCUUCAACGGCAUCAAUCGUGACGGCUGCAAGGGAGAGUGCCAGGAAAAUGGUGUCAUAUACGCGGACAACGAAAAGCUGUACAGCUUUGGCGUGAGCACGCAUAAUGUGAGAACCAUGGUCCUUGAGGGAGAAAAUGGCAAGUACAUGAGCGUGGUGAAGGACAAGGCCAACUCGGGCGGAUGGCAGUCGGGUGGCGGCGUCAUGGCGGCCUACCUCAGGCAGGCCAAGUUACAUGCCUAG
Messenger RNA from Purpureocillium lilacinum, 2322 nucleotides. RefSeq lists its product as uncharacterized. NCBI's taxonomy places the organism in Eukaryota, Fungi, Ascomycota, Sordariomycetes, Hypocreales, Ophiocordycipitaceae. Gene Ontology annotation, molecular function: polygalacturonase activity. The record is from RefSeq and is a predicted model, not a curated record.